Messenger RNA from Pieris macdunnoughi, 1899 nucleotides. The record is from the annotation of a GenBank genome assembly. Lineage: Eukaryota; Metazoa; Arthropoda; Insecta; Lepidoptera; Pieridae.
AUGCUACCGAGAAAAAAAGAAAUGAAGUGGAUUAUCGUAACAGUAUUAUGUCUAGUCAAAACUUCAUCGCAACAUGGAUCCGGGGCUCCACCUGCGGCUUGUCUGGACCAAAUGCCACGACACAGCGGCAUACUACCUCAGUCAUCGGUGCCUCCAUACGCUAUUUCGACGUCUGCUGCCCAAGUAAGGCAGGGUGACAGCAUCAAUGUUACAAUUGGAAGUCCUUUCGGGGCUCCAGUCCCUAUCGGCGGGUUUAUAUUGCAGGCCAGGGCUAUACAGAAUACAGAACAAAUAAUAGGCAAGUUCACAUCAGUGCCACUUCCAGAGACAACGCAGAUUAUAAGCUGUCGCGGCAACAACGACACGGCGACUCAUUCAACGCCAGAAGACAAACCACCGCUUUCUUUUACCUGGCAAGCACCUGCUGACUUCUUGGGUGGCGUCGAGUUUCGUGCAACAGUCGCCCAGAGCUAUGCAACAUUUUGGCGAAAUGUCGAGUCGUCAUUAGUAGAAGUGGUAAGCCCUGACACGGAGAUCACCACUCCUUCUCCAGUUUCCAGCACCCAGAAGACCAAACAAGAUCCCCCUGUUAUUAUGGAGUCGAAGCCAAAGACAACUCCACCCCCUCUAGAUCUAAUCUACCAGGGCUGCGCAGACACAAAAUUAUGCUUCGGCGUACCUCAAAACUGUAUUUCAGCUGGGAAUUGCAAAGCAAUCGUCUCAGUGUUUGUCGCUGGCGAUGUCUACACAUUCGAAAUUCAGGGCACAGAUAAUCCCAAAUAUGUUGGCGCUGGUCUGAGUUUGGACAAUAAAAUGGGUGAUGACAGUGCAAUGGAGUGCGUAAGAAAUGAAAAUGGGCGGGUUAAUUUAUACACAUCAUGGACGUAUCCGAAAGCUGAGCCAUACGUCAAAAGGUCGGACUCGCCACAGGAUAUAGUGCAAUUACUAGAGUCAUCGACAAUAGAUGGCAAGUUGUAUUGCAAGUUUAAACGGGAUGCGGUCUCUGUGGUUAAAGGGCAGACCUUCGAUUUGGCGAAUAAUAAGUACUAUUUGAUGGCGGUUUCCGGUGAUUCUAUGAAAGAUGCCGAACGCGUAGGCUUCCAUACUUUAGCUUACGAGUCAACUGGCGAGCCUCUCUCACUAGCCAGUGUAGGAGCUGCGGCUGGAUCGUCAAAGCUAUUGCUGAAGUUACACGGUUCCUUUAUGUUGAUCGCUUGGAUUGGUACUGCCUCACUGGGCAUUGUUUUGGCAAGGUAUUUCAGAAAAACUUGGGUGGGAAAAACAUUGGGCGGAAAGGAUAUCUGGUUUGCUAACCACAGAAUACUUAUGGCGGCGACUUGGUUACUAACAGUGGUUGGUUUUAUACUGAUCCUUGUGGAGGUGGGAGGGUUCGCGACCACCGGAGAUAACCCUCACGCUAUCACUGGACUCGUCACUGUAAUACUGUGCUUCAUACAACCGAUUGGAGCAUACUUCAGACCUCACCCGGGUACACAAAAGCGUCCAAUAUUCAACUGGGCACACUGGCUGCUCGGCAAUGCUGCUCAUAUUUUAGGAAUAACAACAAUAUUCUUCGCCGUGUACCUUCAGAAGGCUGAGUUGCCGCCGUGGACCGUUUUUAUUCUAGCUGCGUUUGUUGUUUUCCAUGUCAUUAUGCAUAUAAUACUCUCGUUAACGGUGUGCGUAUCUGAAGGCCGUAUCAGCAACGGCCGUGUUAACUCGUUCCCAAUGAAAGACAUGUUAGGGCAUUCCAGACAAGUCAGUGCGGUCGACCGAAGCUCUGACGCGCCGUUUGCCAGCUUCAGAAAACAUCUUCUUGGAGUUUACGCGCCAAUAAUUUUAAUUUUCGUUGUAGCCGUUGUUUGUUUAGUAGCAUUAGCCCCGUUAGGUGACUUAUAG